ACAAGCUCUCAGCUCAAAGGCCCGUGUGGUGACGUUAUCCCUCAAGCCUGCAAAGCUGGAGCCCUUAUUUUUUAUAUAUAUUUGUUGUCCCUGUCGAUCACGGCUCUUUUCGGCUGAACUCUCGUGCCUCUCUCAAAAAAGGUGAAACGAGUUAUCACAUGCUGGGCAUUUCCGUUUUUAUCACUGUGGCUGCCUCGUUGACUCAGACGUGCUACACAUAAUCAACCAAUCUAACAAAGUGGCUGAACAAGUGUUCACCCUUUCUCUUUACAGCCCAUCAGCUUCUACUCUUACUUUCUACUCUCAGCUCUUCUCACCGUUCAGUAUUCUACAAAUAUGUCGUCGUCCCAGGAUACAUCAACGGCCCUCGUGGUCACAACGACAGUUUUCUCAACUAUUGCCUUUCUCGCUAUCGCCCGCUCAUUUCUCUACCCUGUGCGCCCAAAAACCAUUCGUAAUCCGCUCAAGGCGGGCGUGUACGACAAGGCCAAUGCUGAUAAGUUGAAGAAUCUUGUUUAUCAACCUGAUCAGUUUCCUGGCGCUCGAGAUGUCGAAACUCCAUACGGAAGCAUUCGUGUUUACGAGUUUGGCCCUGAGGACGGUGAAAAGGUCUUCUUUGUGCACGGCAUCAGCACACCCUGCAUCACCCUCGGGCCCAUAGCUCUCGGGCUCGCCAAACGAGGCUAUCGUGUGAUGCUCUUUGAUCUCUUUGGACGUGGUUUCUCCGACGGUGUCGCUGAUAUUCCCCACGAUGCCCGUCUCUACGUCUCCCAAAUGCUUCUCGUCCUGGCUUCCAGCCCUCUUGCAUGGACCGGGACAAAUGCCCUACGCCUUGUGGGCUAUUCUCUGGGUGGCGGUAUCGCGGUUCACUUUGCCAACGCGUUUCCGAACCUUGUGCGCGACCUUGUACUCCUCGCACCUGCAGGUCUAAUCCGAGCCGCCUCCUUUGGCCGCGUCUCUCGAUUCCUCUUCGUCUCUGGCCUCGUCCCGGAGCGCAUUUUGGCCGUUGCUACGCGCAGCCGUCUUCAAAAACCUAUUGCCGCUUCAGCUAAGCCACCUCCUAAGACGCCCAUUGAGGCCAUCACUACGCCACCACUCCAUGUUGCCGAGGCAGAAGUGGUUCCAGCAUCCGGUGAGGCCGUUACGCCGUUGGAGCAACGUGUUAUGGAGUAUGUGCGCUGGAUGGUCACGCAUCACCACGGUUUCGUCCCAGCCUUCAUGUCGAGCAUUCGCUUUGCACCCCUAACCGAUCAGCAUGACGCCUGGGCCAAGUUGUCCAAGCGUGCUCCUGGUACUACAGCUAUUUUACUAGCUAGAUCUGAUGAGAUCAUUGAUCCGGACUCCUAUCGCCGGGAUGCACUAUCUCUCGUCGGAGGUGAGCAUCAUGUCCGCUGGCGAAUCCUGCCAGGGAGCCACGAUUUUGUUAUGACUCAUGCCGGAGAUAUCCUCAGCGAGAUUGACGACAUGUUCAAUGCUACUAAGGCGUGAUGAUACUCAUGUUUUGUCACAUCACAAUUUGAUCUCUUCUACGACAGGCUUUCAGACAUUUACAAACAGCGAGAGCAGGGAGUUGGGUUAUCAGGAGUUUGUUAUAUUCAUGCCCUUUGUGUUUCCGGUAUAGAAUAUAGAGUAGAGAGCAAAUGACAUUCUGGAUUCUAUA
Messenger RNA from Fusarium redolens, 1660 nucleotides. RefSeq names its product Alpha/Beta hydrolase protein. The transcript is spliced from 3 exons. Lineage: Eukaryota; Fungi; Ascomycota; Sordariomycetes; Hypocreales; Nectriaceae. The coding region runs from base 337 to 1488 and encodes 383 amino acids. The record is from RefSeq and is a predicted model, not a curated record.